GCAUCAAACUUUUUGAUUUUUUUAUUAUUUGAUCGUCACCGUGAUUUCUACUCUUUUUAUAUUCAUUUCAUUUUCAUUCCAUUUUGAUUGAUUGAUACGAAUCAAAAAAACAAAAAUGUUUGGCCAAAGUACUUCUACAGGUACAUUCGGUCAACCUUCAGCAUUCAAUACAACGGUUACACCGUUUGGCAGUAUUGGUAAUACUGGUCAACCACAAUCAACAUUAUUUGGACAAACUGGUCAACAACAACAACAAACACAAUUAUUUGGUAAUACUGGUUUGCAACAGCCAAAUGCUGGUACAUUGUUUGGUGGACAACAGCCGCAACAACAACAAACCAAUACAUUUGGUACACAAUCAGCUUUUGGUGGUGGAACAUCUUUAUUCGGCAAUACAGCAUCAACUAAUCAACAAACUGGCCAAACACAAAAUUCAUUAUUUGCCAAUGCUAAUCGUUUUGGAACGACAACUACAUUCGGUCAAAAUACCGGAUUAGGUGGAACAAUGACAGCAGCAGCAACAGGUACUACAAUUAAAUUCCAACCACAAACAUCAACAGAUACUAUGGUUAAAAAUGGUCAAACACAAAGUACAAGUAUUAAUAUACGUUUACAAUGUAUUACUUGUAUGCGUGAAUAUGAAACAAAAUCAUUGGAAGAAUUACGUUUAGAAGAUUAUUUAGUUGGUCGUAAAGGACCACAACAACAGCAACAGCAAACAACUGGAUUAUUUGGAUCAUCUGGAAUUGGUAAUCCAACUGGAACUUCUGCAUUUGGUACCGGAGGUUUAGUUAGUUCACAACCAAAUGCAUUUGGACAAACAUCAACUGGUAGUGGUGGUUUAUUUGGUAAUCAACAAAAACCAUUUGGUUCAAUUGCACCAACUACAGCAUCAACAACAUCAAUAUUUAAUUCUGGUUUAUCAACCGGCGGUACAACUGGAUUAUUUGGUCAAAAUACAACACAACCUGCUUUUGGUCAAACUAAUGAUAAUAAAUCUUCGUUAAGUUUUUUCGGACAACAACAGCCUGGUGGUUCGACAACAACUCAACCAUUUUCAUUUGGUCAAACUAAUACAACAUUAGGCGCAAAUCAACAAUCAUCAUCAUUGUUUGGUAAUACUGGUACAACUAGUUCGAUUUUUGGUGGUCAAAAUACUUUAUCAGCAAACAAACCAAUGUUUGGUAAUAGUAGUUUACAGCCAUUUGGUCAAACACAACCCCAACAACAACAAACUGGCACUAGUCUUUUUGGUGCUACAAAUACGACUACAGGUCAAACUGGUGGUGGAAUUUUUGGUUCAAGCGUUUCACAACCAUCAUUAUUUAAUUCAAAUCAAUCAACAUUAGGUAAAACGGGCGCAUUUUCAUUUCCAGCCACACAAACAUCAUUGAAUCAAACUUCAACAUUUAAUCCAACAUCGAAUACAACUUCAUUGUUUGGUAAUACUGGAUCUACGGCUGUUAAUGCUUUUGGUACUGGUACUAGUUCCGGAUCAUUAUUCGGUUCGAAUACACUUGGUGGAACAAGUAAUUUCAGUUCAUUUGGUAAUGUUGGUCAAACUGGUACUCAACCAUUUGGUAGUAAUACAAAUACUGGUUUUAAUAUGGGUGGUGGAACAACAUCAACUGGUUCAGCAUUUGCAUUUGGUUCUGGUACAGGUGGUGGUCUCACGACCAAUACAUUUGGACAGAAUCUUGGUGGCGGUGGCCUUUCAACGACAACUGGAAGUUUUUUCGGUAAUCCACUGAAUCAGUCUUCCGGUAUGCAACAAAUGAAUAAUUUUGGAACUGCGACAACAGGCAAUAAUGUUGCUAAUAAUAAUUCAAAUGCUCAAUGUUCAAUCAAUCAAGAACAAAUAAUGACACGUUUAAAAACAAUGCCAUACGGUACAUUACCACCAAUUUUAUCGGAUAAUUCAUUCGCUAGUAAUUCGAAAACAAAAUUUACAACCGAUCCGAAAACAUUAAAUCAAUAUAAAUUGAAUGCAAAAUCAUCGAAUGAAGUGAAUAAAAUUCAACGUAUUCCAGUAUCGGGCAAACCAACAACAUUGCUGUUUGAUGGACUUGAUGAUGAAAGUCCAGAUAAUUUAAAAACUGCAUCAGAUAUUUUUAAACCACGGCAAAAUAUUAAGAAAUUGGUUUUGAAUAAAUCAUCUUCAACAGGCUCGAAUAAUACUACUAAUAACCAACAAUAUUCGGCAACAAUUUUUAAAACUUCAACAUUGACCAAACAACCACAAUCAUCUCAAAAUAAUAAUAAUAAUGUAUCCGAUUCAUCUUUUGAUCAAGAAAAAAAUCAAUCACCACGAAAUUCUUCAUCAUCAACAAUAGUAGCUUUCAAUGAUAAAGAUAUAUCACCAAUCAAUAAUACAACUAUUGAUCUAUUGAAUGGGAAACAAACGAUUGCUGCUUCUUCAUCUUCUACUAAAGAAAAUCAUCAUAAUACAACAAGAAAAAGUCUAGAUAAUUCAUCAAUAUCAUCGCCGGAAAAUUCAUUUUCAAAUCUUUAUCGACGAUUAAAUUUUUCAUCGGCAACGAUGAUGAUGGGUGGCGAUGAAAGAUCACCAAUCAAUCAAAAAUCAUCGAUGGCCAAUUAUGUUAUACCAAAAUGUGGUGUUAUUCUAACACGUACUGAUUAUUAUACAAUUCCAUCAUUAGAUGAAUGUGAUCAAUAUUAUAAUUCAGAUGAUGAUAGUUGUGUGGUUGAAUCAUUUACAGUUGGUCGAUUAGAUUAUGGUUCAAUUUAUUGGCCUGGACCAUUAAAUAUUAAAGGAAUUAAUUUGGAUGAAAUUGUUCAUAUUCGACGAAAAGAAGUUAUUGUUUAUCCAGAUGAUGAUUUGAAACCACCUGAAGGUGAAGGAUUAAAUCGUCCAGCACAAAUAACAUUAGAUCAAGUUUGGCCAAUUGAUAAAACUACAAGAGAAUUUAUUCAAGAUCCUGAACGUUUACGUUCAAUGAAAUAUCCGGAACGUUUAGAAAAAGUUACAAUAAAAUUAGGUGCAACAUUUAAAGAAUAUCGUCCUGAUACUGGAUCAUGGGUUUUUCAUGUUAAACAUUUCAGUAAAUAUGGUCUGGAUGCUGAUGAAGAUGAUGAUAAUGGUGAUGAACCUGUCUCAAAAGCAGCAAAAGCAGAUCAACAAAAAUUAACUGAUCCAAAUGCUAAACAACAAUCACAACAAACUUUGGUUAAACAAACCUAUGAUAUGAAUGGCGAAAAAUUAAAUGCCCAUCUAAAUGGUUAUCAUUCGAAUGAAUUAGAUCAUGAUCAAAUGGUGAAUGAUAAUAAUAAUAUCAUCAGUCCAAGAUAUGAUUCACCAUUGUCAUUUGAUCAUAAUAAUCAAACAAAACAUUAUGGUGGUUUAUUGUUUGAUGAUGAUUGUCAAAAAAAUGAUGAAUAUAAUUUAAUGCGUUCAGCAUUGUUUGUUGAACAUGAAAAUGAUGAUAAUGAUGAAAUUGAAACAAUGUCGAAAAAAUGUAAAAAUUUAUCAUUUACAAAAUUAUCAUCAGUAACAACUGCCAGUCAAGUAAUACCGGGCACAAGUUUAUCAUCAUCGCUAUUUCCAGCCCGUUUUCUUAAAGCAACCAUACCGAAAAAACGACGAUUAUUAUUUCAACAACAACAACAACAAUGUUGUCCACAACAAAAAUCAAAUGCAUAUUCAAUUUGGAAUAGUGAAUAUCCAAAAGUACGUUUUGCUAAUGGAUCGAAUAAAUUUUCAUUGAUUGUUGGUAAUGAUGUUUUGAUUUUUAAUUUGGAUCUUCUUGGAUUGAAUGAUGAUAAUCAUCAAACACAAUCCGAAUCGAUUGAAAAAUUGGAAUUACAAUUUGAUUCACAUUCUACUGUUGAAAUUAUUGAUGAUCAACAAAUGCAACAACAACAACAUUUUGAAGAACAAAAAUUCAAAAUACCACCAUUAAUUCGUACAAAUGCUUAUAGUUUAAAUUCAAUGAUUGAUUCAAAUUUAAAUUUAUUGAUUGAAGCAUUAUAUGGUGAAUUAAGUGAAACAACGGAUUAUGCACGACAUCAAGAACGUUUACGACGUAUAUUGAAAUGGUUAUAUAAUUAUAAUAAAACAUUACCUGUUCCGAAAAAUUCAUAUGAUCGUAUUGUUCAUUUUUUGACUACAAAUGAAUUGGAAUUUGCCGUUACCGAAUGUAUUAAUUCAAAAUUACCACGUUUAUCGUAUCUUAUUUCAUGUGGACCAAAUUGUCGAAAAGAAUUGAUUAUGGCACAAUUGGAUCUUUGGAAAAGAUCUGAAUCGGAUCAAUUUAUUGAAAAAAAAUUAUUAAAAAUUUAUUGUAUUUUAAGUGGAUUAUCAUCAUGGACAACAAGUAAUGGUCAAAUAAUUGAUACAUUAGAUGGGAUUGAAUGGACACAACAAUUAACAUUAUUGUUAUUGUAUAAAUCACAUCAAGGCGUGGAAAUGAUUGGUACGAAUCUAGUUCGUCAAGCCAUUCAAGAAUUAACCAUUCAUCCAAAUAAUGUUGAAUAUCAUAUGCUUGCACAACAUCAACCAUGGUUAGCUAUAACAUCGGCCGAUAAUUAUCUUGAUUCAUGGCUUUUACAAGAACAACUACAAAGUUAUAAUGUAAUUGUUGAAGAUAUUUCAACAAAUAAAUGUGAUUCUAUUAAUAUUUUUAUGGCUUCACAAUGUCCACAAUUGUAUUGGUCAUUAUUUUUUGCUCUUCAUAUUCGUGAUGAUUAUCUUCGAACAUUUUAUGUAAAAGAAUUAUUAAUAAGAAAUGCUAAACAAUUGAUGGAUGAUCCAGAUUUGGAACAAUCAUUACGGGAAAAAUAUUAUAUCGAUUCAUGUUUAUUAUCCGAAGCUAAACUGUAUUGGUCACGUACUAAAAGAUAUUAUCAUCAUAUAGCAACGAAUCUUUUGUUGAUUGGUCAAUAUAAACAAUCACAUGAUGUAUUUGUUGAUAGAAUUUUUCCUGAAUUAGUUAUCAAUGAAGAUUAUAAAGAAAUUCGUUUAUUAAUUGGUAAAUUACAUCCAUAUCAACAUUUAAUACCGAAUUGGAAUAUAAAUGGUGCCGGUAUUUAUGAUAUAUUUAUUCAGCUACUUUGUUUUGGACAAUCAAAUGAUAAUGAAGAUGGCGAUGAUGAUGAUUCUCAUCUACAACAUUAUCGUAAAUUGAUUGAAAAUUUUAAUGUUCAUCAACUUCGUACACCAACAAAUCGUCAUGUUUUAUGUCAAAGUCAAAUGGCUAGAGUGGCCAAUAUUAUUCAUGCCGAAUUAAAUCGAGGAAUGUAUGCCUAUCAUACUUCAGUACCACAAGAUUAUUCUCUACUGGAAUUACGUUCAAAUACAAAUAAAUUAUUUGAAUUAAAAACAACUGCUGCUGCCACCAUUAAUGUUCGAUCAUGAUGAUGAUUUUCUCAAUUUCUUUUUUUUACACAUUGCUUUUGAUAAUGAUUUUUUUUUCUCUCAACAAAACAAAACACAAACAAAGAUUAUAUUUGCAUUCAUCUAAUUUCC
Dermatophagoides pteronyssinus (European house dust mite) is the source of this 5485-nucleotide messenger RNA. It is a transcript of the gene Nup98-96, whose product is annotated as nuclear pore complex protein Nup98-96. Gene Ontology annotation, biological process: telomere tethering at nuclear periphery; RNA export from nucleus; protein import into nucleus. The record is from RefSeq and is a predicted model, not a curated record. Gene Ontology annotation, molecular function: structural constituent of nuclear pore; RNA binding. Gene Ontology annotation, cellular component: nuclear pore cytoplasmic filaments; nuclear pore. Lineage: Eukaryota; Metazoa; Arthropoda; Arachnida; Sarcoptiformes; Pyroglyphidae.